This is a messenger RNA of Suncus etruscus (white-toothed pygmy shrew), 1283 nucleotides long. RefSeq names its product tafazzin, phospholipid-lysophospholipid transacylase (gene TAFAZZIN). Gene Ontology annotation, biological process: inner mitochondrial membrane organization; cardiolipin acyl-chain remodeling. The transcript has 9 exons. Gene Ontology annotation, cellular component: mitochondrial membrane. Gene Ontology annotation, molecular function: 1-acylglycerophosphocholine O-acyltransferase activity. Lineage: Eukaryota; Metazoa; Chordata; Mammalia; Eulipotyphla; Soricidae. Bases 152 to 946 code for a protein of 264 amino acids. The record is from RefSeq and is a predicted model, not a curated record.
UUGGCGCGGGGAGCCGGCUCGCUUUCCGGCGGGGGCGCGGGGUGCGCGGCUGUCGCCGCCACCCCCUCUUGCUCCGCGCUUCUUGUCCCAGCUGGUGCCCCGGCUCGUGGCACUCGAGGUGACCUUGACGCGGGGCGCGCGGCGGCGGGAGAUGCCCCUGCAGGUGAAGUGGCCCUUCCCCGCCGGGACGCCUCUCGCCUGGACCCUGGCCAGCAGCGUCGUCAUGGGGCUGGUGGGCACCUACAGCUGCUUCUGGACCAAGUACAUGAACCGCCUCACGGUGCACAACAAGGAGGUGCUGUACGAGCUCAUUGAGAACCGUGGCCCCGCCACCCCGCUCAUCACCGUCUCCAAUCACCAGUCGUGCAUGGACGACCCUCACCUCUGGGGGAUCCUUAAACUCCGCCACAUCUGGAACCUGAAGCUGAUGCGUUGGACUCCUGCGGCCGCAGACAUUUGCUUCACCAGGGAGCUUUAUUCGCACUUCUUCAGCCUGGGCAAGUGCGUGCCCGUGUGCCGAGGUGAUGGCGUCUACCAGAAGGGGAUGGAUUUCAUUCUGGACAAGCUCAACCAUGGGGAUUGGGUGCAUAUCUUCCCCGAAGGGAAGGUGAACAUGAGCUCUGAGUUUCUGCGAUUCAAGUGGGGGAUCGGCCGCCUGAUUGCUGAGUGUCGUCUCAAUCCUGUCAUCCUGCCACUGUGGCAUGUGGGAAUGAACGACGUGCUCCCCAACAGCCCACCCUACUUCCCCCGCUUCGGACAGAGAAUCACCGUGCUCAUCGGGAAGCCCUUCAGCCCUCUGCCCGUGCUCGAGCGGCUCCGGGCAGAAAACCGGUCCACGGUGAGUGCUCCUCAAUCCUUGGGAGAGUCUGGGCCUGCCGAGGCCACUGGCCAGCUCCAUCCUGGUUUGUCCUUGCGCACAGGUGGAGAUGCGCAAGGCCCUCACUGACUUCAUCCAGGAGGAGUUCCAGCGCCUGAAGGUCCAGGCUGAACAGUUGCACCACCAUCUACAGCCAGGGAGAUAGGGCGCGCCUGUCCCCACCCAUGUUCACUCACCUUGUCAGGCAGCCGACCUGGCCUUGGUGGUCCCGGCUGCUCCCAGGAAGGCCUCCUUCCUCUUUGCUUCACAAGGGCAUCUGAAGGAACACUGGAAGCAAGUGGUUGCUCAGAGCUGGCUGUUCACCUCGGCUGUUGCCCCUGGAUGGGCCCAGCACCUCCCUCAGUCACUUGAGUCCGUGGUUGGGCUUUUAGGAUUUGUACACAAUAAAGCAUCUUGUGCUGUUUUA